AUGAGGAUUCUAAUUUUACUCGUUUUUUUAAUUAAUUUAGUAUUUUAUGCAAAUUCUCUUUCAUUUGAUGAAAUUCUUCAAUCAAGAAAUUUAACAACUUUACCUUUAUCAACUUGUCAACAAGCUGCCCAAACAGCUUCCCAUUAUGCUUCGUGUGGUUGUCCAUACGUUUUUGGUGGUACAUCAUGUAGUUGUGGUGGUAGUGGUGGUUUAGAUUGCAGUGGUUUAGUUUAUGUUUCAUACAGAGCAGCCGGCUGGAACGGUGUAUUAAGAACUGCUGCUCAACAAUACACUCAAGGUGUUGCUUGUGGAGGUGGUAGUACUUCAAGCUCAAGCUCAAGCUCAAGCUCAGGUCCAUCAUCAAGCUCAGGUCCAUCCUCUACUGGUAAAUCAUCCACCGGGGGCUCAUCAACUGGAAAAUCAUCCACUGGAGGCUCAUCAACUGGAAAAACUUCAGCAUCAUCAACUAGUGGAGGCUCAUCAUCCUCACAAACCAGUGGUCAAACUAGCGGUCAAACCACCAGUCAAACUAGCGGUCAAACCAGUGGUCAAACUAGCGGUCAAACCACCAGUCAAACUAGUGGUCAAACCAGUGGCCAAACUAGUGGCCAAACUGGAAGUCAAACUAGUAGCCAAACUGGAAGCCAAACUAGUGGCCAAACUUCUGCCUCAGGCUCACAAACAAGUGGCCAAACUAGUGGCCAAACUGGAAGUCAAACCUCUGGUUCUCAAACAGAUUCAACAGGUUCUCAAACUGGUGCUGCAACUGGAACUUCAGGCUCUCAAAGUGGAAGUGCUUCCUCAACAAGCUCAUCAGGUUCACAAAGUGGUAGUGCCUCCUCAACUGGUUCACAAAGUGGUGAUAGUUCUUCGGGCUCAUCAGGCUCAUCAGGCUCAUCAGGCUCAUCAAGUUCAACAGGCUCAAAUAGUGGAUCAGGUUCAUCAAGCGGUAAUUCUUCAGAUUCCUCAGGCAGUGGUUCUGCCUCAAGUAGUGGUACUGGAAGCAGCAGCGGUACCGGCAGUAGCAGUGGUACUGGCAGUAGCAGCGGUAGCAGUAGCGGUUCUGGUAUGUUUUUUAUUAACUUCUCAUUCCAUAAAGGUGGUACAGGUUCAAGCUCCGAAAUUCCAGUUGAACAAUCAGGCGUCAAAGGUACCUGUUCACCAUCAAAUACCGCAGGAUGUACAGUAGGUGAUUUAUUCUUCUAUUGUUUCCCAGGCGAUAGUACCUGUCCAGGACAUGUAGUUAUGUAUAUAGGUAACAACCAAGUUGCUGAAUGCCCACAUACCGGUGAAGUAAGUAUAAAUAUUUAA
Dictyostelium purpureum is the source of this 1311-nucleotide messenger RNA. RefSeq lists its product as uncharacterized. NCBI's taxonomy places the organism in Eukaryota, Evosea, Eumycetozoa, Dictyosteliales, Dictyosteliaceae. The record is from RefSeq and is a predicted model, not a curated record. The transcript has 14 exons. The coding region runs from base 1 to 1311 and encodes 436 amino acids.